Messenger RNA from Penicillium malachiteum, 417 nucleotides. RefSeq lists its product as uncharacterized. The transcript has a single exon. The record is from RefSeq and is a predicted model, not a curated record. The coding region runs from base 1 to 417 and encodes 138 amino acids. NCBI's taxonomy places the organism in Eukaryota, Fungi, Ascomycota, Eurotiomycetes, Eurotiales, Aspergillaceae.
AUGGCUGAGCAGGUCAGUAGGUUGCUACAGAAGAAUGUUACCUACGAAGAUAUGAUUGUUGGGGUGAACAGAGAAAUCUACGAGCGACUGAACAAUCCAGGUCGGGGUCAGCGUACUACGAAAUCCAUGAUCCAGGGAGACCUGAGGAAUACUGCAAAUCAGCUACGUCUCGAAAUUAUUACCAGUGCAGCGUUGAAUGAGCAUGGACUGAAGAUUGAUAAGGAUGGUUUCGCAGUUGAACGACGACCUACUGACCCCAUGGUUGAAGAUGUUAUCGAAGACCCUACUAAUGAUAAGGAUGUUGAUAUGGGUCUGCCUAUGGACGAUGAGAAAGACCUUCCUGAGACUAAUGAUGAGACUAACGCAGAAUCUAAGUCCAUGACUUUGAACAAACGGACCUUAUAUUCUUACGUGUGA